CGGAUAUAGUGAAUGCAGGGUCCUGGGAGACCAGAUAUAGUGAAUGUAGGGUCCGGGAGACCAGAUAUAGAGACCAGAUAUAGUGAAUGCAGAGUCUGGGGAGACCGGAUAUAGUGAAUGUGGGGUCCAGGAGACCAGAUAUAGUGAAUGUAGGGUCUGGGAGACCAGAUAUAGUGAAUGUAGGGUCCGGGAGAGCAGAUAUAGUGAAUGCAGGGUCUGGGGAGACCAGAUAUAGUGAAUAUAGGGUCCAGGAGACCAGAUAUAGUGAAUGUAGGGUCCAGGAGACCAGAUAUAGUGAAUGUAGGGUCCGGGAGACCAGAUGUAGUGAACCAGCAUAUAGGGCAGGGUCCGGGGAGACCAGAUAUAGUGAAUGCAGGGUCCGGGGAGACCAGAUAUAGUGAAUGCAGGGUCUGGGG
Messenger RNA from Staurois parvus, 416 nucleotides. The record is from the annotation of a GenBank genome assembly. Lineage: Eukaryota; Metazoa; Chordata; Amphibia; Anura; Ranidae.